Molecule: messenger RNA, 2937 nt
Organism: Caenorhabditis auriculariae
Lineage: Eukaryota; Metazoa; Nematoda; Chromadorea; Rhabditida; Rhabditidae
Source: the annotation of a GenBank genome assembly
AUGGUGGUGCCCUUGUUUUUUGUAGCCCUUGGAUUUGUAGUUACUACCUCCAUAUUCGUUUUGAGAUGGUAUGCGAAUGGAUCUCUGGCUAAAUUCGUUCAAGUCACAAGAAGAGAUUUAUUGUGAGUGCUCUAUCAGGAAUUUUAUUUAUUUUAGGUUUUACAGAGGAUUGAGCUUGCUUGUCAAAAUACGGUAUCGGUUUUGGAAAGCGUCAAAAGCUAAUGAAGGAAUCAACGAAAUCUUCCUUCGAACGGUUUCAAAAAAUAGAGACAAGGUUUUACUUCAAAUAUUUUGGAAAAAGAUUAAAUUGACUCUCUUUGAUGAGUCCUUGAGCUCAAGUUUUACAGAUAGCAGUAUUUGACAUUUCUUUGAACAAAUCAACAACUUUCGAAGAACUCAACAGGUUGGCGUGUCAGUACGCCAAUUUACUGAAGGUGAGUAAAAUUGAAGAGCACAAAACAUAUAAGAUCCUCUCAAUUUAAAGUUCAAUUGCCCAGAAAAAAACCAUGGUCGCACGUAGAAUGGCUCAUUAAUUGACAGUUGAAAGCUUGUUUCGAGGACUUGCGAUAACCCUGUGUGCAAACCGUUUCGGGUCUGGCAUUCUUAUGCAGCUGAGCCAUUCAACGCGCGACGUUGGGCUUUUAAAUUGUAGCAAACGAAACUUUUUUAACAUUAAUUUUGGUCGAAAAAAUUGAUUUUUAGAAUAAUGGCGUCACUAAUCGCGACGUUGUUGCGAUCAUGAUGGACAAUGGGGUUAAUUUUGUUGCCGCCUGGCUGGGAGCUGCCAAAGUCUGUCAUCUCAAAAAAAACAGCUCUUAUGAUGAAAAAAUUCAGCUUGGAGCAGUCUCGGCUUGGAUAAACACGAAUUUGAAGGAAGAAGCUUUAGCGCACUCUCUUGACGUUGUGAAAGCGAAAUUUAUCAUUUGUGAUUGUUAUUAUGAAAAACGUGGGUGAUCUUGUUCAUACUGAGCUUAGAAAUAGAUUUUUUUUCAGUUCCAAGCUUUUCUGUUAAGUUUUAUCUACUUUUCAAUAAAUUAGACUCACAUCGAGUAAACUACUAAUCAGAUUAUUUUUUUAUUUCCUUCUUAACGAAUUCGUUUUCAGGUAUAGCCGAAUGCCCAACCAAUCAGAAAUCCAUCAUCUUCUCACAUUCAGACCAUUUAUGUACAUCACCCCUAGGUCUCAUCAAUGAAUUCCCAGACACCGAACCGAUUGCCGCAGCGAAAGCUACGUUCCGAGGUAAGAAUAUUCGUGUGAAGUAUCACAUUUUUUGCAGAUCCUCUCUGCUACAUUUACACGUCUGGAACCACUGGUCUACCUAAGGCUGCAGUUAUUAAACACUACAGGUUUUUCAAAAAUUUGAUAGUACAAAAACAUUAUUUAGAUACUUUUACGUAGCCACCGCCUCCAUCGCAGCUUUCGGAGUGAAGCCGUCAAAAGAUGUGUUAUAUCUUUGUCUUCCCAUGUAUCACACCUCGGCCGGAGUUUUAGGUUCGAAAACUUCAUUUUGAGGAGGAAUUCAUGCAUUCAGGAAUUGGGCAAACAGUUGUGUAUGGACAAACGGUCGUCAUCCGUAAAAAGUUCUCUGCUUCCAACUUUUGGAAGGAUUGUUGCAAAUACGACUGUACGGUAUGUAUCUGCAUACUUUAAGGAAAUUUAUCAUUGUCUUAUACAGAUUUCUCAAUACAUCGGCGAGUUGUUGCGUUAUAUUUUAUUAGCUCCGCCUUGUGAAGAAGAAGCCCAACACAGUGUACGGUUACUCAUAGGAAAUGGGCUGAGGUUUUUUUUGCUUCUCUUGCUUUUUAUUUUUUAUUUUGCAGACCAGCAAUAUGGCGCGAGUUUCAAAAGCGGUUUAAAAUUAGACAGAUUGGAGAGUUUUAUGGCUCCACGGAAGGAACUUCUAACCUUGGUUUUAAAAUUCGUGCAAAGUAAAGACCUCAUAUUUUUUCAGUGAACAUAGAUGGGAAAGAAGGAUCUUGUGGCUUCAUGCCAACUAUAAAAUGUUUCCAUAGACUCUAUCCCGUCCGAUUACUCAAAGUGGAAGAGGACACCGGCGAAUUGAUUCGAAAUGAGAAAGGCUACUGUAUUCCUGUUAAACCAGGUAAUGCUUGAGAUAAGGUAGAGAAUUUGACUUUUCUCAGGUCAAUCCGGGGCAUUGGCUUGCGCAAUCAGAAAGAACAACCUUCUCCUUAAUUUUGAAGGCUAUAUGGAUAAAGCAGAAACGGCGAGGAAAAUAAUUGAGAAUCCGUUUCCGGGAACUGACGCCAUGUUUUUAUCAGGUCCUUUUUAAUAAAAAAUUUCACAAAAAAGUCUCUUCCAGGAGAUAUUUUGUAUUGGGAUCGAAUGGGCUAUUUUUAUUUUAAAGAUCGGAUUGGCGACACAUUCAGGUUAUUUUCGGGAUUUUCCCAAAGGUUGAACAUACCUAUUUUAAAGAUGGAAGGGAGAAAAUGUUUCAACCACGGAAGUAGAAACAACUCUCCAAAAACAUAAAGAAAUCGUUGAUGCUUGUGUUUUCGGAGUUGAGAUUCCAGGUAUGAUUGAAAAUGUUUUGAUUCAUUGAACAAAAGUUGGGAUUCAGAAUGUGAAGGCCGUGCUGGAAUGGCGUCAAUCCUUCCCAGUCCAAAAGCUGACCUGAAAGAUCUCUUGAAAGAUAUAGCUGAGAAAUUCAGCAAAAGUUUGCCUCCGUAUGCCAUUCCUGUCUUCAUACGCAUUUUGACAGCAGAUAUCGAUAAAACAGGUUGAAAAACUUCGAAGAAAUGUAAUUAUUCUUUUUCACUUUCAGGAACCUUCAAAAUCAAGAAAAGAGAACAACAAAGGUUGUCCUUCAACCCUCAAGAAUCUUCUUCCGUUUACGUGUUUGACAGAGAAAACAACGAUUACAAACCGUUAACUCCUGAAUAUCAGCAAAAAAUAAUGGCCUCAGAAGUCAAAUUUUGA